UUUAAUAUGUUUUUUUAUUAUUUUCUCAAUGCGUGUUCUUUUGUUAUCAAAUGCAAAAUCAAGCAUUUUUCAAAUGAUAUUUCUAGACAAAAUGUCUUUCAUUUAAAUAAUUCUUAAACACCAAUAUAAACAUGUAAACAAGCCUGAAUUCAACAGAACAUGUGCCCUGCUAUAUUAAGCAAUAAAGUAGAUUGUAGUAAGACCACUACGCACGGUGAUUCAACAGCGCCCAAUCAGAGCGUUGCUUUCUUGCAAAACUCCGCCUACAAUGGUCACGAAAGGUCGACCGGUUCAUGCAAAAUGAACUCAUUUUUUAUCGUUCAGAUAAUCAAGUUUGGGUGUAAAUAUUACAAGAUAAUAAAGCAAAGCUUUAGUUUAUAUAAUAGUUACUGGCCUUACUGCAUCAAGCCCGAAGAGCAGCGCCUUAGUUUAUAUUACAGUUUCUACCUAUCUGCAUCAAACCCGUAGAGACAGCGCCUUAGUUUAUAUUCCAGUUACUGUCAUAUCUGCAUCAAACCCAUAGAGGCAGCGCCUAAGUUUGUAUUCCAGCUUCUGUCAAACCUGCAUCAAGCCCGAAGAGGCAGCGUCUUAGUUUAUAUUCCAGUUUAUGUCCUACCUGCAUCAACCCCGUCGAAGCAGCGCCUUAGUUUAUAUUCCAGUUUCUGUCAUACCUGCAUCAAGCCCGUAGAUGCAGCGCCUUAGUUUAUAUUCCAGUUUCUGUCCUACCAGCAUCAAGCCCGUCGAAGCAGCGCCUAAAUUUAUAUUCCAGUUUCAGGUUGUAUUUUUAAAACUCUUUUCUAUAUUUCUUUUUUAAUUUAUUAUAAAUGUAUGCGUUAAUGGAAUUAAUCUUAAAUACAUAGUCGGGCGAAUAAUUUGUGAAGGCUUCCGCUAAAAAACUAUGAUUUUAACUAAUUCGACAAAAGGAAAGAUUCAGACAUCUUAUGAUCCCAAUGGUCAAAUAUUAUUUUAACCGUUCAGUAACUAGUGCUCUAUGCCAUGUAUUCUUGUAUUCUACCUGGGUCAUUCAAAUAAGCAUUUAAAAACAGGGCAGCAACGAAGGAAGACCCAAAUCAACCAAACACAUGUAUAACGAUUAGACGGAAAUUAUAUGCAAUGUUAAUUUUCUGUUUGAUUUAUGUAAUAAAAAGCAUUUAUUUUUGAAAACUAUAGAAAUGUUUCUCUAGUUGUAUUCUAGCUAAUCCGAGUAUUCUUUAGAUGGUACUGCCGAUGCAGGUGAUUAAAUAUGAAAAGCCUGAUACUCGUUUUACUGUGGGCAACAUCAUGUUCGACAGUGACUGUGUUAAUAGACGGAGUGGAAGUGGACUGCAGUUUGGACUGUGUUUGUUGUCAAGGAGGAGAGGGACGAUGUGGAUAUGCAUCAGUUUAUGGAGAUAACGUUUGUUUUGAUGGCUGUGUUGACGGAAUCUAUGGCUCGAGAUGUCACAACCCAUGUCCAGGUAACUGUAAUACGUGUGAACAAAUCAUCGGCCGCCGAUGUUACAGUUGUCAAGAUAUAUUUUAUGAUACAGACAAUUUCUGUUAUGUGACCUGUUCAGUCGGAUAUGAUGAGGGAACCUGUAACGAUAAUGGAACCUGUCGAUGUAAAGCCAAUUUUGAAGGAAGUAAAUGUGACAUAUGCAUACCAGGAAGCUUCGGCACAGAUUGCUCUAACGUUUGCGAUCAUAAGAAUUGCAUAUGUACGACUGGUUCUGAUUGUACUUCAUGUAAAAAGGGAUUUAAUGACAAGAGCACCUUCUGUCAAACACCUUGUUCCAGAGGUUGUUUGAAUGGCGUAUGCAAUGACGAUGGAGGUUGUAAAUGUCUCCAAAGAUUUGCUGAUUCUCUUUGUUCAGAAUGCAUUUCUGGAUAUUAUGGAGUACAGUGUGAUAUUCCAUGUCCUAGCGGGUGUAUGAGUGGAACAUGUAUGGAAAACGGAACAUGCUAUAAAUGCGUAUCUGGUUUUUACGGGGAGAGAUGCAAGAUGAAAUGUUCUGAUGGCUGCAGCGCUGGACUUUGCACAAUAGAUGGUACAUGUACCUGCAGGGUCAAUUUAAACGGUAACAACUGUGAAACUUGUACAGCAGGGAAAUAUGAAAACAAUUGCCAACACGUAUGUAGUGUCAGUUGUUCUACAACUUUCUGUGACAGAAGCGAAGGAUACUGCAGCUGCCUUCCGAAUUUUUCAGGAAAUAAAUGUGAUACUUGCACACAGGAAGCAUAUGGACUGGCAUGUGACUUACACUGUUCAGAUAAGUGUAUUGAUGGGAUGUGCUCACGACUCGACGGCGCUUGCAUUAUCGGCUGUGUUGAUGGUUAUUCGGGUAUCGAUUUUACAGAAACUUGUAACUUGACCUGUGCAACAUGUCAACAGUAUGAUGAAUCAUAUUGUGAACCAUGCUUUAAUGAAUAUUCUGGAUCAACAUGCAUAUGCCCUAAGAACUGCGCAUGUGAAGAAGGCAGUGAUUCAUGCACUUCAUGUGUUAAUAUGUACUCAAAUCUGGAAUACCAAUGCAAAUGUCAUACAAAGUACUGUAAAGGAAAUAACUGCAAUUUUUGUAUAAACAGUACAUACUAUGUUCAUGAGGGCCUAGAAAGUUGCUGCCCGUGUUCAACCUUCUGUAAAGACGCAAUUUGUUCUUCACAACACCAAUGUCUAAAUGGGUGUGAAAAUGGUAUGUAUGGUAAUGAUUGUUCCAAGAAGUGCUCAGAUCUUGACCAUAUGUGCCAGAAUUGCACUCAAGUUAACGGAGUUUGCACAAAAUGCAGCCGGGGAUUUUACCAUGAUUUCGACGGACAUUGUAUCGCAUGUAGCCCUACAUGUAUCGGUAGUUCAUGUAAUUCAACCGACGGGCGGUGUCUCGCAGGAUGCAUUGACGGUCACUGGGGGGAGUCAGUGUGAAAAAAGUUGUAACAUAUUUUGUAAGGCGUGUGACAGAAUGGCAGGUGACUGUAUUGAUUGUCUUCAAACGUUUGUAUAUGGUCCAUACUGCAAUGCAUCAUGCAGCCGUGGUUGUAUGAACUCAGACUGCAGCAUGUUGGGCGAAUAUAGGAUCGGUUGUUCAGGUGGCUAUACUGGGGCCAGAUGUGAAACAGCUACAAAGUCUACUACAUCUGGGGUCAGUGUGGAACUAACUGCGGUAGUGGGGGUAAUUGGAAUCGUUGUCGGACUGGCAGCUGCUUUGAUUUUCGUGUUCAUUCUAAAACGAAGACAGAGAGUAGAGAAGCACACACAUACAGUAGAUGUUGGACAACGAUCAGUUGAAAUCAGUGCUACCAAUACAGACUUCAACAGUUUGUACGAGGAAUUAGACAAAACACAGAGCGUUGCAUCACAAGAUAGACAACAAUAUGAAAUGCUACAAGCCUCUCCAAAUCCAGUUGAUAACCAACAACAAGUCAACGAACGGAGGGACUAUGAUAAUGAAUAUCACAACGAAAGUUAAACUAAAGCACAUUCACACAACUGAAAAGUCCUGAACAAAUAUGUUGAUAACGAAACUUGAAAGAGGUAUCAGUGAGGUCAGCUGAUAGGUCAAGCAAUUUAUUCUAAGGCCUUACAAUAGUGAAAUGCUUCUAAAACAUGUUUAAAAGAGAUUCACUCGCCUUGUAUUUUUAUUUACUUAUUACCGCUCCAGAAUAAUUUUAGUAUGAAACACCCAUUUGUCAAUUGCAUAUUUACAUCUGGUGCUAUAUAUUACAAAGAUUAAUUGAGUUAUUGAUUAGCAAUUGGGGCUAAUGUAUCGAUUAAUGGUAUGCAAACCCUGGUAAUGCGGCUAUUCUGGCACAUAAUUCGAUUAAGUAAUUCACUUUUUCUGAUGGUGACCUCGUGAUGGUCUCCUUAAAAAGAAGUUCGAUAUAUUUGUACUUGGUCAUUGAAAUUAUCAAACAAAUCAGUCUUGCAAGCUUAAUUUUGUGUUUUGUAAAUUUGGGUCAAAAUAUAUGUUUACACUUAAUUAUUUACCUGAUUAGCGUUAUAUUUAAGAUGUUUCGAAAACUAAGCCCAAGAUGAUGAUAUUUUCCCUGUUUUGAUUUUAUCUUUGUCAUAUUGUCUUUAUCACUGUCAUCAUAUUAUAAUAUAUAUUUUACCAACGAUAUGUAGAUAAUGUGUAGCAACUCAAUAUGUACUUAUUGACUUUUUAUACAUUUUGUACAAGCAUGGCAAAGUUCGUACAUGUGUACUUAAAGUACAGAUGUAACGUGUUUAAACAUGGAAAACUUAGUCCAAGUGUUUUACCAAAAUUAAAAUGAUAACUUGGAAUGUGUAUAUGAGUAAAAUUCUUCAGUUAUCUAACCCCUUGCGUAUAAACAACCUGUUCUUAUUUUGAUUGCUUUUUAAAUAUUUAAAUUUAUUUAAUAUAUUUUCAGAUAAUUGUUUCCAAUAAUUUCUUAACGUAUUUGCUCUGCUAAGCGGGUGUUUUAUAUACUUCGCUUAUAUUCACAACUUAUGAUGUAUAUUUAUCGUGUGAGUAAUCAUUUGUAUCAACCCAAGUUUCGAAAUAUUUAUUUCAGUCAACGACAUUUUUUGAUAAUCUCCAUCCCGGAAAUAAAAGCAUAUCUUUCACUAAUUCAUUUUCCCUUUAAUAUGUCUUUUUAUAUAUUCUAUGUCGAUGAAAUUGAGAUUCAAAAAAUAAAAAAUGCCAGUUUUGACAACUUUUUUUAUUUUUUGUCUUGGAAAGAGGAAGUUUUUUCGUAAAUAUCUGCAGACCAUUGAUAACAUAUUGCUGACAAAAGAUCAGAGCGCAGAUUUGCAUAUUUC
Mya arenaria is the source of this 4756-nucleotide messenger RNA. RefSeq names its product cell death abnormality protein 1-like. The transcript is spliced from 5 exons. Lineage: Eukaryota; Metazoa; Mollusca; Bivalvia; Myida; Myidae. Bases 1244 to 2899 code for a protein of 551 amino acids. The record is from RefSeq and is a predicted model, not a curated record.